AUGCACCCCUUCUCCGUCCUGACUCUCGGGAUCUUUGUCGCCGGCUACAUCACCGCCCGCUGGGACUUGGUGACUCGGCUCUAUGAGCUGGCCAUCUUUGCCUGGGACUACGGAGUUGUUACUCGUGCCGCAAAGGGCUUCGCCGUGCUCUCUCUCCUCUUCCUCUUGGUCUUUAUUCCGGUAGAGCGGCUCGCGACAAGGGAAGCCAGCUUGCAUCCCCGGUCGUCUGCGUCCGGCAUCUCGGCACGAGAACAACUUCGACGGCGCGGUUCCUUCUAG
Sporothrix brasiliensis 5110 is the source of this 279-nucleotide messenger RNA. RefSeq lists its product as uncharacterized. Bases 1 to 279 code for a protein of 92 amino acids. The record is from RefSeq and is a predicted model, not a curated record. The transcript has 3 exons. NCBI's taxonomy places the organism in Eukaryota, Fungi, Ascomycota, Sordariomycetes, Ophiostomatales, Ophiostomataceae.